CGUUCUGAAAAGGCUUUUAUUUUGAAGUCCGUUCUGGCUCUUUUCCCGGAUGUUUUCUCCACCGUUUUAUUACGUCGGAUGCGGACUUCGAUUCAUUAGUUUACGUAAAGUUUCACAGCCUCUCGUAUAAAUAUCGGAAAUCUGAGCUCAAACAUGCAGAUUCUGACUCCUCAUGUCUACUGGGCUCAGCGGCACGGAGAGAUUUAUCUCCGGGUGGAACUGAGCGAUGCUAAGAAUGUAAAUAUCAGCCUGCAGGAAAGCCAAACGCUCCAGUUCAGAGCUCAGGGUCACGGAGCUAAAGGAGAGAACCCGUACACAUUCAGCCUGGAGUUCCUGGAGCCAGUCAGACCAGAGAUCAGCCAUAAGUCCACUCAGCGUCAGGUGGACAUCAAAAUCAAGAAGCAAGAGGAGCGCUGGUGGGACCGUCUGACGCUGCAGGAGAAGAAACCUCUGUUUCUGGCUCCAGACUUUGAUCGUUGGCUGGAAGAGUCGGACGCUGAGAUGGAGAUACAGACCAAGGAGGAGGAGAAGCUGAACAAAAUCAGCAUAGAGUCAAGAGUUCGUAAAGACCCCUACCUCGGGCUGAAGAAGGGCUACUUGUUUAUGUACAACCUUGUUCAGUUCCUGGGAUUUUCCUGGAUCUUUGUCAACAUGACUGUCCGACUCUUUAUCCUUGGUCAAGACUCGUUCUACGACACCUUCCACACCACAGCGGACAUGAUGUAUUUCUGUCAGAUGAUGGCUGUGCUGGAGGUCAUUAAUCCCUUACUGGGUCUGGUCAGGACUGGGGUUUUCCCUGCUUUAAUACAGGUAGCAGGGAGGAAUGUCAUUUUGUUCGUCAUCUUCGGCAGCCUGGACGAUAUGCAGAACAAACCUGUCGUGUUCUUUGUCUUUUACCUGUGGAGCACCAUCGAGAUCUUCAGAUACCCCUUCUACAUGCUGGCCUGCAUCGGGACGGACUGGCCGAUGCUGACCUGGUUCAGGUAUAACCUGUGGAUCCCUCUGUACCCGCUGGGGGUUGUAGCAGAAGCCGUGGCUGUGAUCCAGUCCCUCCCCAUCUUUGAUGAGACGCGUUUGUUCAGCAUCCCACUCCCCGCUGGACUGGGACACUCUCUGAGCUUCUCCUACACACUGCAGCUCUACCUGGUCCUCAUGUUUCUGGGACUCUUCAUUAAUUUCCGACACCUCUACAAGCUGAGACAGAGACGAUACCGGCUGAGGAAACGAAAAGCCCACUAAGUGAUUGUUCCCUUGGUGCUGAAGCAGAUGUGCUCUUUCACUCUUAUUCCCACUUUUUCCUUUACUUUUUACCCCUAAACACCGAGCUGAUGAUGGAGUCACUUUACUUUUCCACCGAGCUGCGGUUUCUGGAACAGGUUCAACGUUCCUGCUCUGAGUUUCACUUGUUUGUUUAAUCAGUUUUCUGCAUGAGUCCAUCCAGGAUGUGAACACACACACACACACACACACACACACACACACACACACACACACACACACACACACACAUGCAUAUAAUGUGCUCUGGUAAUGACAAAAAGGUGCUGAAAAGGAACAUCUGGGCUAGGAACCUCUGAUGCAUCAAAGACACUGUGAAGUGUCAAUAGCAGCAGCAGCUGUUAGCUUCUACUCAGCAGGACAGGUGAGCUAUCAGGAGCAGGUAAGAUGAUUAUUACUUCAGAAGGGCCAAAGCCACCCUUUCAGAUUAGUGGUGUAUUUUAGCUCUGAGCUGCAGAUGACUCAUUCAUUCAUGUGUUUUCAUACAAAGCCAUACACACGACUGAAGUGAGGAUUACUUUCAACCCUUUGCGUCAUAAAGGCUUACUGUUGAUGCCUUUAACCCUUUAAUAUCUGAUGUUUUUCUUAUUUCCAUAUCUGUUUGUUUACCUUUCAGUCUUGAUGCAACUCAUUAUCAUGUUGUUUCUCAGAAUAUUUUAACAAAUUACUGAAAUUAUUCUUUUUCAAUAAAAGUUUGGUUUUAAAGUGACAA
Nothobranchius furzeri (turquoise killifish) is the source of this 1990-nucleotide messenger RNA. Its product is annotated as very-long-chain (3R)-3-hydroxyacyl-CoA dehydratase. Gene Ontology annotation, molecular function: 3-hydroxyacyl-CoA dehydratase activity. Gene Ontology annotation, cellular component: endoplasmic reticulum membrane. Gene Ontology annotation, biological process: very long-chain fatty acid biosynthetic process; fatty acid elongation; sphingolipid biosynthetic process. The record is from RefSeq and is a predicted model, not a curated record. NCBI's taxonomy places the organism in Eukaryota, Metazoa, Chordata, Actinopteri, Cyprinodontiformes, Nothobranchiidae.